Molecule: messenger RNA, 1474 nt
Organism: Myodes glareolus (Bank vole)
Lineage: Eukaryota; Metazoa; Chordata; Mammalia; Rodentia; Cricetidae
Source: RefSeq, a predicted model, not a curated record
GCUCGUGGGUCAUCGGUGUGCGCCUCCCGGUAGUGGGUGCAGGCUGUGAAAGCAUGGCAGCUGCUGAGGCAGAGGUGGCGUCUCCUCCGAUUGCCGACGCAGCCCCCGAUGCUGCAGAAACAGCCGCAGUGGUAACGUCCCGGCCCAGAUCGCCAGCCCAGGUCUCCAAGGCCGCCCUGGCUGCUAAGCUGCUGUCGCUCAGCGGCGUGUUCGCCGUGCACAAGCCCAAAGGGCCCACUUCAGCCGAGCUGCUGAAUCGGCUGAAGGAGAAGCUGCUGGCAGGUACUGCAGCCCGGGUAGGGACCAGGCUGCGGCGUUCUCCUCUGUUGGGCAAGCGCCCUGGGGUUUUAAAUUUUAUUUUAGUUCUUGGGGUGGGGCUGGGGAGAAGCUGUCUGGUGGACAGACUGAACGGUUCAGGUAGAUAUAUUGCCAUUGGAGAACUGGGGAAAGCUACAGACACGCUGGAUUCUACUGGGAAGGUAACGGACGAGAAGCCAUAUGAUAAAAUAACACAAGAAGAUAUUGAAGGUGUUCUGCAGAAGUUCACUGGGAAUAUAAUGCAAGUCCCCCCACUCUAUUCUGCGCUGAAGAAGGAUGGCCAGAGGCUCUCGACGUUAAUGAAGAGAGGAGAAGCGGUGGAGGCCAGACCCGCCAGACUGGUGACUGUCUACAGCAUCUCCCUUCUGAGGUUCCAGCCACCGCUUUUCACGUUAGAUGUUGAGUGCGGAGGAGGCUUUUACAUCAGAAGCUUGGUCAAUGACAUUGGCAAAGAGCUCUCUUCCUGUGCCAACGUGCUGGAGCUGACCCGCACCAAACAGGGGCCAUUUACCCUUGAAGAGCACGCCCUCCCUGAAGACAGAUGGACCAUCGAUGACAUCACACAGGCCCUUCAGCACUGCACAUCCCUUCUGCCGGAAGAGUCGGCAUUUAAAAAACCAAAAUCUGAGAACUCCAGUGACCAGGUUUUAAGCUAUGAAUAUAUAACUCUAAGCGAGACAAAGAGAGAAGAGGAUGCAAUUAAGACACUCUGAGACUGGCCUGGGAAGAUCAGUUCCUGGUUGGCGUGUGUACCCUGACCCAGGAAUGGCCAUUUCUUUGCAAGAUGUCUUAAUGCUACUGAAUGAUGAAUAUGAUUGGAUUCAGACAAAUAACCUUUCUGAAUUUGAUCUUUUCUUAGUCUUUUUCGUAUGAAAAAGUAAACAAUUUUCUAAUUACGGAAAACAAGUAGUUCUGUUAGUCUCACAGAAGCAAGUGUACUGAAUGUCACGUUUGCUUUGUUUAAACUGCCAGGGGCUUCCGCUGCUCUCAGAUUCCUCGAGUGUAUUUGAAGUGCUCAGGAUUGAACUGCUCCUUGUGUUUGCAGCGCUCACGGCUGUGGUGAACCCUGCACUGAUUGACUUAGUCCUCGGUGGCUCUGUUUCUCAGAUCUUGACAAUGAAUACAUUUUCCUAAUAAAUAUUCACAAAUGCACAAA